Molecule: messenger RNA, 2959 nt
Organism: Kogia breviceps (pygmy sperm whale)
Lineage: Eukaryota; Metazoa; Chordata; Mammalia; Artiodactyla; Physeteridae
Gene: CDR2L
Product: cerebellar degeneration related protein 2 like
Source: RefSeq, a predicted model, not a curated record
CUCGGCCCGCCUCCGCCGCAUUGUCCCGGGCCCCGCGCCCCGGCCCUGAGCCGCGCCGCCGCAGCGCCCAAUUGCAGCCCGCCGCCUGCGGGGCCAUGCGGAGGGCCGCCAGGAUGGAGGACUUCACCGCAGAGGAAGAGGAGCCCUGGUACGACCAGCAGGACCUGGAGCAGGACUUGCACUUAGCUGCGGAGCUGGGGAAGACGCUGCUGGAGAGGAACAAGGAGCUGGAGGAGUCUCUGCAGCAGAUGUACUCCACCAAUGAGGAGCAAGUGCAGGAGAUUGAGUACCUGACCAAACAGCUGGACACGCUACGGCACGUGAACGAGCAGCACGCCAAAGUGUACGAACAGCUGGACCUGGCAGCCCGAGACCUGGAGCUGAGCAACCAGAAGCUGGUGCUGGAGAGUAAGGCUGCCCAGCAGAAGAUCCAUGGGCUGACGGAGACCAUCGAGCGCCUGCAGACCCAGGUGGAGGAGCUGCAGGCCCAGGUGGAGCAGCUGCGGGACCUGGAGCAGCUGCGAGUGCGGCGGGAGAAGCGGGAGCGCCGGCGCACCAUCCACACCUUCCCCUGCCUCAGGGAGCUGUGCGCCAGCCCCCGGUGCGAGGCUGCCUUCCGCCUGCACAGUUCCUCCCUGGAGCUGGGCCCGCGGCCCCUGGAGCCGGAGAACGAGCGGCUGCAGACCUUGGUGGGAGUGCUGCGCUCCCAGGUGAGCCAGGAGCGACAGCGCACGGAGCGGGCGGAGCGCGAGUACGCGGCGCUAUUGCACGAGUCCUCGGAGCUGGAGCGGCAGCUGUGCGAGAUGGAGGGCUGCCGCCUCCGCGUGCAGGAGCUGGAGGCCGAGCUGCUGGAGCUGCAGCAGCUGAAGCAGGCGAAGACCUACCUGCUGGGCCGGGAGGACCACCUGGCCGAGGCCCUGCUGGCGCCCCUCACCCAGGCGCCUGAAGCCGACGACCCCCAGCCGGGCAGCGCGGAUGACUCGGGCAUCCAGGAUGGGGUCUCCUCUCCGGCUGCGUCCCCGGGCCACACCGUGCGCAAGAGCUGCAGCGACACGGCACUCAAUGCCAUCGUGGCCAAAGACCCGGCCAGCCGGCACGUGGGCAAUCUCACGCUGCACGCCAACAGCGUGCGCAAGCGGGGCAUGUCCAUCCUGCGCGAGGUGGACGAGCAGUACCACGCGCUGCUGGAGAAGUAUGAGGAGCUGCUGAGCAAGUGCCGGCAGCACGGGGCGGGGGUGCGGCACGCAGGCGUGCAGACCUCGCGGCCCGUCUCCCGGGACAGCUCGUGGAAGGACCUGCAGGGCAGCGAGGAGGGCCAGGGGGAGGCCAAGGCGGGCGAGAAGAGCCUGAGCCAGCACGUGGAGGCCGUGGAUAAGCGGCUGGAGCAGAGCCAGCCCGAGUACAAGGCGCUCUUCAAGGAGAUCUUCUCCAGGAUCCAGAAGACCAAGGCCGACAUCAACGCCACCAAAGUCAAGACGCACAGCAGCAAGUGAAGGUUCCCCGGCCAGUGGCCUCCCCCAGGAUCAGGCCGUGGGGUCCCUCUUACCUGGGCUGUGCAGCCUCUGGUGAGAGAAGGAGCCCUUUAGCAGCAAUACACCCCAGAGGGAGGCUGCUCUCUGAGCCAGGGAGCAUGUGGGGGACACCCGUUCCCUGCUGACGGAGGAGGCUGUCGACACCUCUUGCCUCCCAGGAUCCUCCACCACCCCGCGCCAGCCCAAAGGCGCAGCUGAGAGUCUGCAAAAGCCAAAUGUCCCCACUCCCCGCUCUCCCAGCCCCCACUCCCUGACCCUGGGCCUUGCUCUCAAGAUUUGUGGCCUGGCUUCUGAAAGCCAUUCUGGACCAGUUGGCUUCUUUUUUUUUUUUUCUAAGUUCUCUUUAUUAUUCUUAUUUUUUUGAGAGAUUGUUUUUUGCAACGCAGGGUCUCCCUGACCCCUCGCCACAACUGUUAGCACUUGAAGGGGGACCCCAGAACCAGCUGUUGCAGGUUCCAGGGGUCUCCUGGACCACCCGCUGCUUCUCCAGCUGUGACACGCUGUCAUUCCCUUAGCACCAGCUGUCCCACCUCGAGGGUCCUGACCAGGUCAGAGACGGCCCCUGCCCUGCAGAGCAGAAAGCCUGAGCCAGGCCCGAGUGGCCCCGACUCCAGCCCUGGUGAGAGCGGACUUCUCCCUGGAGAUCCUCAGCCCACUGCAGAUCUGUAGCCAAUCAACUCAGAGCCAGCCUCCCCGGGUUCCAGCCCUGGAAAUGCCUUCUGGGUAUCGAGCCUUCCAGGGGUCUGGGCCGUCGGAGCCCCCAUCUCUGCAUGCCUCCUCUGCCUCACCGAGCUUGGCUUCUGCCUGUCCCCAUCUCAGGGACCAUGAUGUGUCUCAUUCACCCCCAUGCUCCCCCCAGGCCCACCCCACCGCAGGUCAUGCCUGCUGCACCCAGAAUGUCCCGAACGUGUGCCACCAGCCCAUGGUCCCAGCAUCCUCCCCUGCCCCCCUUUACUGGGGCCCACCCAAGAGUCUCACCCCACACCGGGCGGUAUUGAAAUGGGACCAGAUGGGGAACGGGUCUCCUCCUUCCCAUACAAUGCCUGCUUUUGAGGACCCAGCUGGGUCAGGGGGUUAAUCUUUUGUUAAAGCUUCAGAAGGUCCAGCUUCAGCUAAGAGCUUCAGCGAAGAGAUUCCCAGGUCCCCGGUUUGCCCUGAGAAAUUCUUCAGGGCUCCCAGUUCCUAGCCCUGGCCUCUGUGCUGGGAGCCCAGUGGGGAACCUUCAUGCCUUAUUUGUUUCUAAGGGGUAAAGGGGUUUUCUUAACAAGCCUGCCCAACCUCCCUGGAGGCGUCACCCUGCUUUCAGGGCAGCACUGUGAUGAGAGCUGUCAGCUGGUCCUUCCAUUCACACAUCUUGGAACCUUUGGUCCGUUGGAGCUGGGCAGCUCCCAGCCAUCCGUGUGUCCCCGGCAUCUAGGGUGGAGGGG